Messenger RNA from Larimichthys crocea (large yellow croaker), 1346 nucleotides. It is a transcript of the gene flot1b, whose product is annotated as flotillin 1b. The record is from RefSeq and is marked provisional. NCBI's taxonomy places the organism in Eukaryota, Metazoa, Chordata, Actinopteri, Sciaenidae. Gene Ontology annotation, biological process: positive regulation of cell junction assembly; regulation of receptor internalization; positive regulation of endocytosis. Gene Ontology annotation, molecular function: protease binding. Gene Ontology annotation, cellular component: plasma membrane; cytoplasmic vesicle; flotillin complex.
GACGGGAAACUUACUGUAACCACGGAGCGACUCGACCUUGAUUUAUCCCAAUAAACUGGUUGUGUUUCGUAUCGAUCGGACACCGGAGUCAAGAUGUUUUACACAUGUGGACCCAACGAAGCCAUGGUGGUGUCUGGCUUUGGCCGUUCUCCUCCUCUAAUGAUUGCUGGAGGACGAGUGUUUGUCCUGCCGUGUAUUCAGAAGAUCCAGAGGAUCACGCUCAACACGCUGACUCUAAAUGUGAAGAGUGACAAAGUCUACACCCGUCAUGGCGUCCCUAUCUCUGUCACUGGCAUUGCACAGGUGAAGAUCCAGGGUCAAAACAAAGAGAUGUUGGCCACCGCCUGCCAAAUGUUUAUGGGCAAGUCUGAGGGUGAGAUUGCCCAAAUUGCACUGGAGACACUGGAGGGACACCAGAGAGCCAUCAUUGCGCAUUUGACCGUUGAGGAGAUCUACCAGGACCGUAAGAAGUUCUCUGAGCAGGUCUUCAAGGUGGCCUCAUCUGAUCUGGUCAACAUGGGCAUCGGUGUCGUCAGCUAUACGCUCAAAGAUGUUCAUGAUGAUCAGGACUACCUUCACUCCCUGGGUAAAGCCAGAACAGCCCAGGUGCAGAAGGAUGCCAGGAUUGGAGAGGCUCAGUACAAACGAGAUGCUGUCAUGAGAGAAGCCAACGCAAUGCAGGAGAAGGUUUCAGCCCAGUAUAAGAAUGAGAUUGAGAUGGCAAAAUCCCAGAGAGACUACGAGCUAAAAAAGGCUGCCUAUGAUGUUGAGGUCAACACCAAGAAGGCCGAGUCAGAAAUGGCCUAUCAGCUUCAGGUGGCCAAGACCAAGCAGCGCAUUGAGGAGGAGAAGAUGCAGGUUCAGGUGGUGGAGCGAACACAGCAGAUUACACUGCAGGAGCAGGAAAUCAUCCGCAAGGAGAAGGAGCUGGAGGCCAAAAUUAAGAAGCCUGCAGAGGCAGAGAAAUACAGACUGGAGAGGCUGGCUGAGGCACAGCGCCUGCAGCUCAUCAUGGAGGCUGAAGCUGAGGCAGAGUCCAUCAGAAUGAAGGGUGAGGCAGAGGCUUUUGCCCUGGAGGCUAAGGGUCGUGCCGAGGCCGAGCAGAUGUCCAAGAAAGCUGAGGCCUUCAAGCAGUACCAAGACGGAGCCAUGGUAGACAUGCUGCUGGAGAAACUGCCACUGAUGGCGGAGGAGAUCAGCAAGCCACUGACAGAAGCCCGCAAGGUCACUAUGGUGUCCAGUGGCGGCUCAGAGUGGGCGCAGCCAAACUCGCUGGAGAGGUGCUAGAAAUCAUGACCAGGCUGCCUUCCGCUGUGGAGAAACUCACUGGAAUCGACAUUUCCCAG